Mucor mucedo is the source of this 981-nucleotide messenger RNA. RefSeq lists its product as uncharacterized. The transcript has 8 exons. The record is from RefSeq and is a predicted model, not a curated record. The coding region runs from base 1 to 981 and encodes 326 amino acids. NCBI's taxonomy places the organism in Eukaryota, Fungi, Mucoromycota, Mucoromycetes, Mucorales, Mucoraceae.
AUGCCAAAAUGGCUGGUAUUCCAAAAUAGUCUACACAACAGACUACCAGUUACCUUAGAAUUAAAACUCAAAAACUAUCACAUAAAUAUUUCGUCUAUUCGUGCAUGGAACUUAGAAUCCUAUGCGCCCUCUUUCGACCAAGGUGUAAUUUCAAAAAGUUACGAUCACAUGAAACUUGGAAUUGCAGGGUUUUUUAUUACAGCUUCAGGACGACUUUUGUUCCAAUUCGCAAAUACUGCCACGGAAGUUGAAAUUAUGGGAACUAUUGCCGCCACUCUCUGCCCUUCUUUGAAAAAAAGAAUUAUAUCUUCUUGUUCUGAAGAAAAACGGGGAUCAAAUGAGUGGAAUGCGUUUAGACAUGCGUAUAAGGAUAAAUUUAAAGGCGAUAUCCACAAGGCCAGGGAAGCUUACCUUGAGCUUUCAGAUGAUCCUGAUAGAAGAGAUAAAAUGUGUGAAAUUAUGGAAAGAUUUGAGGUUUACAAGCUUUCUCAAAAAAGAGUUAAAGCUAAUACAUCUGCAGAUGAUGAUCUGAAAGAUCUGCAUAAAAAUCAUCGUAUUCACGUUAUUAUGUAUGGCGCAUUUGAAGAUCAAACAAUGAAGAUGGGAUGUUUUAAGUUUAUGAAUUCUGGUCUAGCACGGAAGUAUGAGGUUGAAUCCACAGAAAACGACAAGACUAAUACGGCUCUCAAAUUUCAGAAAUUUGUUCUACGCAAUGUGUCCGAGAGUAGAUGCGUGAGUAAGCGACCCAGGCAAGUUGUCGACCAUUCCGAAGUCCAGAGCGAGCCUUCAAGCUCAAAAAGACGAUUGUGCAAUAGCACACAAAUGAAGUUAGUUUUGAAAAAGGAUAUUAGAGGGUUGUUGAGGGAGAGCUUAAGAAAAGCAACGAAACUUAGUAAGCUGGAAACUGUACCCUGGGAUCAAGUUACAACCGAACAAGGAUUUAUGAACUUUAAGUUGGCCGGAUGGGGUUAUUGGAAAUAA